Molecule: messenger RNA, 1443 nt
Organism: Ochlerotatus camptorhynchus
Lineage: Eukaryota; Metazoa; Arthropoda; Insecta; Diptera; Culicidae
Exons: 2
Coding region: 326-1333 (335 amino acids)
Biological process (GO): regulation of transcription by RNA polymerase II
Cellular component (GO): nucleus; transcription regulator complex
Molecular function (GO): DNA binding
Source: RefSeq, a predicted model, not a curated record
CGUCGUUUGCUUCGCAUUUUCCCAUACGUACGUCUGCGUUGAAUCGUUUGCGCCUCAUCGCACCAUUCUCGCGCAUAUCAUCGUCCAUUAGUCGGUCGUCCGUCGGUGCACUACGCCACUAAGCCGCGAUUAAGCAGAGUGCCAGUGCUAGUGUUUUUGCACUUGUUGAGAAGGAGAUCAUCCAUUGCAAACGGGGGGAGAAUUUCGAUAGUUUUGUGAUACUAAACAGAAGACGUGUGUGACCUUGCGUAAGUUGACAGCCGUUUAUUGAUUGUUUGACCUACGAGUGAGUGGUGACUGGUGAGUUCUCGACGCAUCAAGCAAGAUGGCGCCGCCGAUUACCGCUGCUACUGUUGUGGCGUGCGGACCCGGCAGUGUAUCGCCGGUAGAGGUGAUCGGUUCGGGCAGCGGCAGUACUAGUAGUGGUCAUACGACGUCGAAUAAAAAUUGCUACUUCAACGAGGAUACGUUCAAGCUGAUUGAAUGCGUCAAAGCCCGGCCGGCGCUGUGGCACCGCAAGCAUCUCCGUCAGCGCGUUCAGGUUGCGCACCGUGGCUGGGAGGAAAUUCGCAAAGCAUUCAAGGCCACUGAAGUCACGUCCCUCAAGGUUCGCUGGAAGACCUUGCGCGACAGUUUUCGCCGUGAGGUGAAACGCAUUGAGGACGGAGAAAUUGUCACCUCCAGUUGGCCCCUGUUCGAUAAGAUGUCGUUCUUGAUCGGGCAUUUCCGAACACGGGAGAGCUACUUGAAAAAUGGAACUUCCUCACCGAGCCAAACUAAAUCCAACGAACACUGGAAGUUCUCAAGCCUUAACUCGCAGGAGCCGCAGACCGACGAGGAACCGGUUCACAAUAAUGCAACAUCUUCCAUGGGUGAAAGCGAAAGUGAAGUGGUGGAAUCCUUCGUGGUUUAUGACGACCCUAAGGCAACCACCUAUGAAACCGUCGUUGCAACCAGUAUGGAGCGUCUAGAAUCGGAUGACACGGCCACAGGAGCGGCUGUGGAGAUCGAUCCGGAGGAUCUGCAUAUGAUCGAGACGUACGAAGAGAAGGUGGGGAGCAAUGGCAAGAGGGAAGCCAAUUCAAGUCAGGACGUGAUCGAGGUGCCCUCGCACUUGUUCGGAGAGGUGACUUUUAAGAAUAAGCUGCGAGCACGAAUCAAAACGGAACCGGUCGAGAAGGUGAUGGAGGGUGCUUACGGCAUGGAAGCGGACUCGGAUUACAACUUUUUGAUGAGCUUGCACCCGUUUAUGAAACAGCUAUCGGGGAAGAAGAAUCUAUCGGUUAGAAUUAAGAUUCAGCAGGUGAUUGCUGAGGCCAUGGAUGAGAAUUAGCAUAGAGGGGUGAGGGUUAAAGGGUUGAUAUUAAGCAUUGAAUUGGAUCUGUUUUAUGUUAUUAUUAAUUAUUUGGACUUGUUUUGUUCGAAGCAUUGAAUAAAAGGCUG